AUGGAAUAAAAACUUCAUUACUUUGUAAAGCUUGAUGAUUUCUUUUUUCAUGAAUAUUAAUUUAUGAAAAAUAAAAAAGAAAAAAUUGCAGCUAUUGAUUACUGCAAUCAGUUGAAAAACGGACUAAUGCUUAUAGUAAAUUUUCUAUAUCAUUUUGAAAUUAUUUUAUUUUUAAAUAAAAUUAGGAGUAUAAAUAAAAGGAAAUUUAUUUAAAAGCAGAUAAGAAAUAGCUAAACUGUUUCUUAUUAUGCCAAAAUCAUAACCUAGUAAAAAUGUAAAUAAAAUAUCAAUCACUUUGAGUGA
Messenger RNA from Paramecium sonneborni, 303 nucleotides. NCBI's taxonomy places the organism in Eukaryota, Ciliophora, Oligohymenophorea, Peniculida, Parameciidae. The record is from the annotation of a GenBank genome assembly.